UUUCGUUGGCUAAUACAGCAGCUAGCGCUGGUUUACAACUCGUCAAAUCAAUUCGGAUCACUUUAGCAAACGUAACCAGCUAGCUAAGCUAACGAUCUGCAAACCCCUACAACGAACUCUGCUGCAUUUCAGGUGGAAGAGACCAUGAUGACCUUAUCAACUGAUCCUUACAUAAUUGAACGUGUUCAAAUGGGGAGACAGUCCUUACUCUCAAAUAACUGAUAAUUUGAGAAAAGAUACAUUGGUAGAUUUUUAAUUAAGUCACAUUGUUUUGGCAAAUAUGCUUGACACCAUGGCCAAAUCAGUGACCCUGACAUGCCCAACAGUUUGUAAAAAAGAGAUGAAAAUCAGAAACAUGUUUUGGUCCCUGUUUUCUUUUUCUUAAGUUAUUUCAGCUCACUGCAGCAGAAAUAUUUAACAGGACAGUACAUUUUCCACAAAAGAAAAAAGCUUGUAUGUGGAUGCUGCCCUGCUCAGAUGAGAAGCCAAAUAUUUGAUUCCUUUGUUUGAUAUUUUUUUUUAAACUCAAAUGGAGACAUACGGCCCUAAUUCAUAUUUCUCAUUUAUGAAAAAAGAACCUCUGUGGGUCAAUAACCGUAGUGGCUGGAGGACUUGCUGAAGCCCCAUCUGUGAGCUCCUGGCUGGGGCUGUGGGACACCAUCCAACCCUGAGAUGCUCCAGACCAAUAAUUACUCGCUGGUCCUGCUAAUCCAGCUAGCUCUUCUGGCUUUUGACCUGUUUGUCAACUCCUUCAGUGAACUUCUGAGGGCAGCUCCAGUCAUACAGCUAGUGCUGUUCAUAAUCCAGGACAUUGCUAUUCUGUUUAAUGUGAUCAUUAUCCUGCUCAUGAUGUUUAACACAUACGUGUUCCAAGUGGGGCUGGUGUCUCUGCUGCUGGAGAGGUUCCGAGCACUGCUCAUCCUGUCUGCUCUCUAUCUCACUCUCAGCAUCUGCCUUCACUGCUGGAUCAUGAAUCUGAGGUGGAUGGAGUCAAACAGUUUCGUGUGGACAAGCGGCUUACAGGCGCUUUUUGUUUUCCAGAGAUUAGCUGCUGUGCUAUACUAUUACUUUUACAAACGCACCACAGAAUACCUUGGAGAUCCAAGACUUUAUGAAGAUUGUCCCUGGCUCCGUGAUGCCUUUGCCCGAGCUCGACAAUGACCAGGCCUGACAAACAACUGGAAGUGAUAGCAUGUUGAGCAGAGUCUGAUACAUUUAUGUGAUUUAAUAAAGACACUGCAUGUGUUUGCAGUGCAUGAAUGUCAAGAAACUAAACUAGAAUGUCAGGGGUAAAGGAUCCCUAAGUAUGGCUGAAUGAACACAAGUGUUGAGCAUGUACUAUACGUGGAGCCAGCAGCUCGAGUGCAAACAUGAGCCAAUAUGGCUCUCCUUGCAGAGGACACCAAUAAACACCAAAACCAAUGGAAUUUAAAAAGUAGAUCUAGGCAUUUGCAUCGAGAAUUUUUAGUCAUUUCAAUGGCAAUAAUAAGCAUAAAGGAAUAAAGUUGAUCACAAAGGUAUUCAAACCAAUUCCCACUUUUAGCUUUAUCACCUUUAGACUGUGUACAAUUUCUCACAAAGCCAUUUUUAAACUGUAGUGUUUAGUUUUAUUAAAUGUUUAUUCAUUUGGUAUACAAAAUAUCUAGGUUUGCAAAAAAAAACGUGCCACCUGUGAAUACUUGCAUAGAUCUUCCUGCUACUCCUUAGGAAUAAAUGCUCUAAUGUAUCAGGAAAGUAGCAUAUCGUAUUUAAGUUUUAAAAGAUGUUUAUGUUGGUUUAUGACUGUUGAAUGGUUUUACAGAUAAACAGUGGUUUCAAGAUAAUGGUAGAUUAGAGAUUUUGUAAAUGUCAAAUUUUGUAAAUUUUCAGAAACUGACCAAGUGUUGAUUAAUUGAAUUGGCUGUACUUAUGUAACUUUAUUUUUGUAUGUUUGAUCAUCUGAUUUGUACAUUUCUUUUUGCUGAAUUCAUAUGUUUUUGGUAUACUGCAACUAGUUUUACAUGAUGUAAAGUUGUCUGUCAGAAAGCAUGACCAAAAGUGCCUCUUAAUCAUGCUCCAUGUCUGUAGCCACUACUUUGCAUUAAUGUUUAGUAGUGAAAUAUUAUUACUUU
Messenger RNA from Electrophorus electricus (electric eel), 2111 nucleotides. NCBI's taxonomy places the organism in Eukaryota, Metazoa, Chordata, Actinopteri, Gymnotiformes, Gymnotidae. The record is from RefSeq and is a predicted model, not a curated record.